AUGAUUAAGGAUGAUCGGGGAAGACACUUGGACUUUCGCUCCUUACCUGAUCCGGGGGACAGGUUCGGGCUGGAGAAGGUGAUAGCCACGGGGACUUACGGCGAGGUGUUUGAAGCAAUAGACAAGGAGAAUGACAACAAGCGCGUGGCCAUUAAGGUGGUGGAGAACAUCAAGGAAAAUCUGGAGGAGGUGGAGGAGGAGCAUCGGGUCUUGGCGCAGCUGAGUCUUCAUGAGAAUUUCCCAGCAUUCCACGGGGACCUUCCUGAAGAAAGCUGGGAACCUGAAGAUCACCAGCUGUGGUUCGUUAUGGAGCUCGUCAAGAUGGGGUCCGUGGCAGAAUUGGCUCAAGCUUACAAGAAAAAAGACGAAAGAAUGCCAGAAGAUUUGAUUGCUUACAUCCUGCAGAACAUCAUCAAGGCAGUCCAGCACCUCCACCAGGAACACGUCAUGUACAGAGAUGUGAAGGGAAUGAACGUUCUUAUCACCGAAGAGGGGAACAUCAAGCUGGUAGACUUUGGCCAGUGUGCCCAUUUGGACUCUACAAUGGGCAAGCGCAACACGGCAGUCGGCACGCCUUAUUGGAUGGCGCCCGAGGUGAUUGAGUGUGAACAGAAACAAGAUGUGGACUAUGAUAACAGAUGUGAUGUGUGGGCGCUGGGCAUCACGGCCAUAGAGUUAGGGGACGGCGCCCCCCCUAACGCUGACGUGCACCCUGUUCGCGCCCUCUUCCAGAUAGUGCGCAAUCCGCCCCCCACACUCAAGCGUCAUUCUGAUUGGACACAAGAAUACAACGAUUUUAUUGCUGAGUGCCUGGUGAAGACUCCUGACCACCGCCCCGUAAUGGUAGAGGUCCUGGAACAUCCCUUCAUCACUUCUGUGCCUGAGGACCCUACGGAGGUGAAGAAGAAGCUAGUGGAAGAACACAAGAGACUGUUCACGCCAGACUACCAGAAGGAGAGGCCCAUGACAGGCAUCGCAAGGCAGGGGUACCUCAAGACUGAACGCCGCGGUAUUGCCAAGAAGAUGGUGGUGGAUGACUUGGCCAGCCUGGAGGUGUUCAAUGACGAGGUGGUGAUGGAUACAUUAUACUCUCGGUGGAAGAAAGGGAAGAUAUACACGUGGGUGGCUGACGUCUUGCUGGCGGUCAACCCUUUCAGCAUGAAGGCUAAAUAUGACGAGGAGACACAAGUAAAGUACAAAUCAAAAACAAGAAGCCAGAACGACCCACACGUGUUUGCCAUCGCUGACCGCGCUCACCAAGACAUGAUGCACAAUAAGGAACACCAAACCAUCGUAUUGUCCGGGGAGUCUGGCAGCGGCAAGACCUUUUCCUUCCAUCAGGUUGUCAGUCAGGCUGUGUCACAUUGGCAUGGUGAGUCUAGCAAUCCAGGCCUUAUCGACAAAAUCAAGAAGGUGUGUGUGAUUUUGGACGCCUUUGGGAACGCCGUCACACAGCUUAACAGUGACUCCACCCGUCACGCCCGUUAUUUCGACAUCACCUUCUCCAAAACGGGCAAGGUGUCAGGGGCUCUUGUGUGGCUGAUGAUGCUGGACAAAUACAGGGUCACGGAGAGAGGCAGAAACGAGGGUAACUUUCAUAUUUUCUACUACCUCUACGAUGGACUGUCUCAGAGCUCCCGCCUUGCACGCUACGGCCCUCAAGUUGGGACGCAAGUAUCAUUUCCUCGCCAAGUGGUUGGCUUCACGGAGAGGGAGUUGCACACGCUGUACCUGAUUCUGGCUUCGAUUCUCAUCCUUGGAAAUGUUGAGUUUAAAGGAGAUCAGGAGGCCGCCAUUGCAGAUAAGGAGCCCGUCACUGAAGUGUGCCGCCUUCUGGACAUUGAGGAGAAGAAAUUAUGUUGGGCUUUAUGUAACUACUGCCUAGUGAAGCCUGACCAGAGUGUGGAGCAGGCCAAGAAGACACAGGAGGAGGCGGAGCUGGGGAGAGACGCGCUGGCCAGGACUUUAUUCACAAGAUUGGUGGAUUGGCUUAUCAAUCUCAUUAACACCAAACUCACGGUCACCAGGCUUGUCUUCGGCGAUCCUUACGCUAUCGGGGUUCUGGACAUGUUUGGGUUUGAGGCGAAUGAUUACAACACUCUGGAGAACCUUCUGGUCAACGUAGCCAAUGAACAAGUGCAGUAUUUUUAUAACCAGUAUAUAUUUAACUGGGAGAUGCAAGACUACUCUGAAGAAGGCAUUCCCGUCAAGAGCUUUACCUUCCCAGACAACAGACACAUUCUGGAGAUGUUUCUGGGCAAGAGUCACGGCUUAUUUGCCCUGAUGGAAGAGGACAGCAGAGAGACGGACGGCAACGACUCCUCUUUGUCUUACAAGCUGAAACAGAGGGCGGGCAACAAACAGCUACAGGCAGUUUCAGAUUACACCUUUGCGAUCGCUCAUUACGUAGGAAGAGUGAAAUACGACAUUUGUGGAUUCGUUGAGAAGAACAGAGACCAAGUAUCCCCUGAGCUGAUCCAGACACUGCGCAAGUCAGCCAACGAACACCUGCGCACGAUGUUCUGUAAUAAGCUGACGAAGACUGGCAAUCUCACCAUCGAGGGGGAGGACACGAAGAAGGGGAAGGGCACCCCACAACCUGCUGGAAAGAAGAACUCAAGGCGCUUCAACACCAAGUCCAAGGGCAGAAUCUCUCAAACCAGACACCCGCAAACCCUUGGCAUGAACUUCCGCUACUCCUUGAUUGAGCUGCUUUACAAACUGACCAACUCCCAACCUCACUUCAUCCGCUGCUUCAGGUCAAACAUGGACAAUUCCGGCACCAUUUUCGACCGCGACAUGAUCAAGCACCAAGUGAAAUACCACGCCGUCUGCGACACAGUGGCCAUCAGGCAGCAAGGCUUCUCCCACAGGAUCCCCUAUCAGGAGUUCUUGAGAAGGUACCAGUUUCUUGCGUUUGAGUUCGAUGAGACGGUAGAUGUGACGAAGGACAAUGCUCGCCUCCUGCUGGUGCGCCUCAAGAUGGAAGGCUGGGCUAUUGGCAAAGAUAAAGUGUUUCUCAAGUACUACAACGAGGAGUUUCUGUCUAAACUUUACGAGACGAGUGUGAAGAAGAUAGUGAAAAUUCAGGCAAUGAUGAGGGCGUACAUGCAGAGGAAGAAGAAGAAGAAGGAUGCGGUGAAAGAGGAGAAAAAGAAGCCAAUGAGAGAGAUGACACAGGAAGAGGCGGCGACUAAGAUACAAAGCAACUUCCGGGGCUUCAAGGCGCGGCAGGAGAACCCAGAAGUUGCCAAAAAGAUCAGAGAGAGGAGGAGAUUUGGCGAAGCCACGGUGGAGGGCGAGGCGGCGCGGUACGUGCAGCACUACUUCCGCCGCUGGAAAAUGCGAACCCUUUUCCAGCAGCUUCAGAUAUACAGAGCUGAAAAACAACAGCAGCUUGUGUAUUUCUCCCAGCAGGUACAUCUCUACGGGCAGGAGGUGCAGGCUAAGGAGCAGAGGUACAACUUGCGCAUCGACCUUGGCCACGUGAGGAACGAGGCUCCGGGAACACACCAGAAGAUUUUACAGAGGGAGAGAAUGCCUGCACCUAAAUUAGCACUGGACCAUAUGAUUAAUGCUUACUUUGAUACGACCUACCUGUGUGACCCGAGUAGGGCUAGGAAGGGCAGGCAGCAGGACGAUGACUGGGAGGCACCUUUCAAGUCCCGGGCGGCCUCGAGCAGGGCUGCCAACAUGGGCCUGACAGAUGAAGCAGGAGGACCAGGGCGCAGGGACAUUGGAGGGGCAGGACACACGCCCAUGGAUGUACGCUCCAGGACUGCCAUGUUUGACCAGGGCCAGAACAACAACUCCUCUUAUAACUACAAGCCGGAGGGCGCGUCAGGCUACAACAGGUUCGCAGGGAGCAGCAACAACAAACCAGCAUCGAACUACAACCGUUUUGCAGGAUCGAGCUCUCCAAAGACUCCUGGAUCCUACAAUUUGCCCACCCCAAGCUACCUGAAGGCCUCCCCCACCCCGUCUGUGCCUGUCACUUCCUGGAGCGAUAGAGAACACAAUGGAUACAGCGGCAACACCACACCAGACGAGGCGGAUCAAGGAACACACGACUUCAGGAAACACCUACGAAAGACCAGCAACCGCCCAGACCACCUUCGGGAAAUGACAGAUAGAGCAGGAACCAACAGUGAGGGCGUGUUUAACUUCCAGGGCAUGUUGCGAAAAACAGGACACUCGCGGCAGAGCAUGAAGCGAGGCGAGGGUGACCAAGCGAAUGGUGGUGAGGUGUGCACGUCUCCCACUCUUUACGAGGAGACGGAGGAGGCUAUGCUGUAGUGGUGGUGCGUGGUGGUGAUGUGGUGGUGAUGUGGUGGUGAUGUGGUGAUGAUGUGGUCAUGUGGUGGUGAUGUGGUGGUGAUGUGGUGAUGAUGUGGUGGUGAUGUGGUCAUGUGGUGGUGAUGUGGUGGUGAUGUGGUGAUGUGGUGGUGAUGUGGUGGUGAUGUGGUGGUGAUGUGGUCAUGUGGUUAGGUUAGGUUAGGUUCGUGUUUGAGAUUGGUGACCUGAAUGUGAUUUACGUAAUGGUGGUGAGGGUGUGGUGUUGUAUUGGUGGUGUUGUAUUGGUGGUGUUGGUGGUUUAGGUUGAGUUAAGCCCGUGUUUGUUUGAGAUUUCUGACCGUGAUGUAACCUACGUGAUGGUGGUAGAGAGGGUGUGGUGGUGAGGGUCUGGUGUUGUGGUGGUGAUGUGUGUGUGUGUGUGUGUGUGUGUUAGGUUGUUUCAAUAGUGCUGCCUAACCUGAUGAUGAUGAUGAUGGUGGUGAUAAUGCUAGUGGUGGUGGAUGCAAUAAUAAUGAUGGUGAUGAUGGUGAUGAUGGUGAUGAAGUGAUUAAUCAGUCUAACCUAACCUAUUGAUGAUGAUGAUGAUGAUGAUGAUGAUGACGAUGAUGAAUAUAUAAUCUGACCUUAUCUUAUAUAGCAAUAACUUAAUUUAAUCUUACCUAACCUAACCUAACCUUAUUUAAUCUAUCCUAACCUAAUCUUACCUAACCUAA
Molecule: messenger RNA, 5009 nt
Organism: Scylla paramamosain (green mud crab)
Lineage: Eukaryota; Metazoa; Arthropoda; Malacostraca; Decapoda; Portunidae
Gene: ninaC
Product: neither inactivation nor afterpotential protein C-like
Biological process (GO): peptidyl-serine phosphorylation; regulation of actin filament length
Cellular component (GO): myosin complex
Molecular function (GO): protein serine/threonine kinase activity; microfilament motor activity; ATP binding
Source: RefSeq, a predicted model, not a curated record